GUGGUGGAAGUGGGAAUGGAGGAGGAGGAACAGGAGGAGGAGAGAUUCCGGGCGUCUUCAGAUGUUGAACGUCACGCCUCAUCAUCACCAGCACUCACACAUCCACUCCACCUGCACCUGCACCAGCAAGACACAGCGGCGGGCGGGGUGCACCCCCUGAUGGACCCGUUGGCGUCGGGGUCUCCCCUGGCCCGCCUGCCCUACCCAGGGGCAACGCUGGGCACCCCAUCCUGGCACACCCCCUCACUGAAAGCGAGGUUGCUACGACAAACAGCUCUUCGGUGAGGAAAGGCUU
Messenger RNA from Salvelinus sp. IW2-2015, 295 nucleotides. The record is from RefSeq and is a predicted model, not a curated record. Lineage: Eukaryota; Metazoa; Chordata; Actinopteri; Salmoniformes; Salmonidae.